Gossypium raimondii (Peruvian cotton) is the source of this 1293-nucleotide messenger RNA. RefSeq lists its product as uncharacterized. NCBI's taxonomy places the organism in Eukaryota, Viridiplantae, Streptophyta, Magnoliopsida, Malvales, Malvaceae. The transcript has 3 exons. The coding region runs from base 16 to 1074 and encodes 352 amino acids. Gene Ontology annotation, cellular component: plasma membrane. The record is from RefSeq and is a predicted model, not a curated record. Gene Ontology annotation, biological process: phospholipid homeostasis; membrane assembly; plasma membrane organization.
ACCAACUCUUGACUAAUGGCGUCAUUUUUUCACCAAAUUUCUUUAUUUCGUAGAAUCCUACUUAAAACACGUCCCUAUGCUCUAACGUGGCCGCACAUUCGACAAGUGGACAGGCGGAGUAAGUUUGCGCGUUUACAUAAGCAAUCUAAUCUUCCUUCCUUUUUCAGGAUUCAAAGCGGCAAACUCUCUCGCUUUCCUCCUUCCAUUCUUGUUUCACAAACAGCCACAGCAAUGCCUCCAACACAUCAAAGUUCCAGCACCACCAAAGUGUCCACUUUCUUCUCAGCGACUCUGCUUCUCUGGGUGAUCUCUGUUUUCUUCCAAAUCCUCUUCAACAAGCGGAGGGACCUCCUUUACAUCUUUGCUGGGGGUUUCUUUUACCAAUUUGCCAAUUGGGUCAUUAGGUUUUCCGUCUCUCGUGACCCUCUCUUUGUUAACACCUCUGUUUCUCUCCUUCACUCUGCCGUUACUUCCAUUUCAGUGGUUUUCAUUCUGCUUAAUCAAUGGUCCUUAACCAGUUUCAAGAGGAUGUUUGAGCAUAAGGAACUUGUUGAGGGUACCUGGCCAUGGGCAUACCAGGCUCUUUGCUUUUCAUGUGGUUACUUCGCGUAUGAUCAGCAAGAUAUGCUGCAGUACCGACUAUAUAGUGGCUUUAUCCCUUCCAUCUUAACCCAUCAUCUAGUACUCCUUAUUUGCUUCACCCUUGCAUUGUAUCGACGUAUAACCAUCAACUAUCUUAUUCUCACUCUCAUUUGUGAGCUGCAUUCCGUCUUUCUACAUGUGAGGAAACUGAGGCGGAUGGCCGGUGUUCGUGAUGCCGAGAGCCGAGUCGUGAAGGUUGAAUGGAUUCUUAAUUGGAUCAUGUUCGUUUUCACUAGACUCGUAUCACACAUUCUGAUUACCGGAAAGCUAAUCAAAGAUGCUUCCAAGUUUGAAAAGGGUAUCGAAUGGCCACUUGCCAUGCUCGGAAUGGCAGGAAUGAAUUUGCUUAAUGCUUUUCUCGGCAUCGACCUCUUCAAUGCUUUCAAGAAAGAGAAGAAACCACAGCAGAAUAAUCCGAAACGCCACGAAUGACGGGAAGACUUGGUUCCAUCUUAAAGCAAUCAUUUUGUUUUCCAUUGAUUUCAUACAGGAAGUUCUUUUUCAGUUCAAAAUGUGGUAUCACUGUAAAUUUAUGUACAAGAGAAAAUAGUACAUAUGUUGACUUUAACAUACCCAAACCAUGUUUAAUGUAAAUUACGAUGGUAAUGGAUGUCUUUUACUUUUAUGAUAAUAAAUUUGGAUAUUUAGAUA